CUCCCCCGCUGGCCCGGAAGUGCUUGUCUAGGGUUCGGGCUGGAGAGAGGCCUUGUAGACCCAAGCGCCGAGGCUCCGUCGGCUCCGCGUCGGGGGUCGGGUCGCGGAGAGAGUGAGGAGCUCCGCGGCCGCCUCCCCGCGUCCUCGCAGCGCCUUCGCGCCGACGAAAUGGCUACCAAGAAGUAGAUGCCCAGACGUAAUGGUGAGGAACUAAUCCACGUGUCAUGAAAUAAGAUGCAGUAUACUGUCCAUCCAGAUUAGGACAAAAUCAUAUUUGUUUUUCUCAGAAAAGAAUUCCAAAAGGUUAAGGUAACAAACAAAGACAUUGUAUUUUGAAAUAUGAUUCAUCUCCUGAUGCAGCAUCAGAGGCUAACAGUAUUAAUGGCUAGAUCUAGUGUUCACAUGGUCUUCUGAAGAAGCCAUGGGUAGCUGUUGUAGCUGUCCAGAUAAAGACACUGUCCCAGAUAACCAUCGGAACAAGUUUAAGGUCAUUAAUGUGGAUGACGAUGGGAAUGAGCUAGGCUCUGGUGUAAUGGAGCUCACAGACACAGAGCUGAUUUUGUACACCCGGAAACGUGACUCAGUAAAAUGGCACUACCUCUGCCUACGACGAUAUGGCUAUGACUCUAAUCUGUUUUCUUUUGAAAGUGGUCGAAGGUGUCAAACUGGACAAGGAAUUUUUGCUUUUAAGUGUGCCCGUGCAGAAGAAUUAUUUAACAUGUUGCAAGAGAUUAUGCAGAAUAACAGUAUAAAUGUGGUGGAAGAGCCAGUUGUAGAAAGGAAUAGUCAGCAGACAGAGUUGGAAGUCCCGCGGACACCCCGGACACCCACAACUCCAGGGCUUGGUGCUCAGAACUUACCUAAUGGGUAUCCCCGCUACCCUUCGUUUGGAGACGCUUCAUCCCACCCCUCAAGCAGGCAUCCCUCCGUGGGAAGUGCUCGCUUACCUUCAGUCGGUGAAGAGUCCACACACCCUUUGCUCGUGGCUGAAGAACAAGUACAUACUUAUGUUAACACUACAGGUGUGCAAGAAGAGCGAAAAAACCGUGCAAGUGUGCACGUUCCCCCAGAGGCAAGGGUUUCUAACCUUGAUGGCAACACACCAAAAGAAGAGCCGAGUAGCACUGAAGACAGGGACCCUCGCGUGCUUCUCAAGCCUGAAGGAGUCCAGUUUGUUCUCGGACCGACCCCUGUUCAGAAGCAGCUAAUGGAAAAAGAGAAACUGGAGCAACUGGGAAAAGACCCAGUCAGUGGGAGUGGGGCUAGUAGCACAGAGUGGGACACUGGCUAUGACAGUGAUGAACGCAGAGAUGUGCCCCCUGUUAACAAACUGGUGUAUGAAAAUAUAAAUGGGCUAUCUAUCCCUAGUGCCUCAGGGGUCAGGAGAGGCCGUCUGCCAUCUACCAGCACCUCAGACACCCAGAAUAUCAACAACUCAGCGCAGAGAAGACCUGCACUAUUAAACUAUGAAAAUUUACCGUCUUUGCCUCCUGUUUGGGAAGCCCGCAAGCUCAGUAGGGAUGAAGAUGACAAUUUAGGACCAAAGACCCCAUCUCUAAAUGGCUACCAUAAUAAUCUAGAUCCAAUGCAUAACUAUGUUAAUACAGAGAAUGUAACAGUACCGGCAAGUGCUCACAAAAUAGACUAUUCUCGGCGUAGGGAUUGCACACCAACAGUCUUUAACUUUGAUAUCAGGCGCCCCAGUUUAGAACAUAGGCAACUCAAUUAUAUACAGGUGGAUUUGGAAGGGGGCAGUGACUCUGACAACCCUCAGACUCCAAAAACGCCAACCACUCCCCUCCCACAAACCCCCACGCGGCGCACAGAGCUGUACGCUGUGAUAGACAUUGAGAGAACUGCUGCUAUGUCCAACUUGCAGAAAGCACUGCCGAGAGACGACGGUACAUCUCGGAAGACGAGACACAAUAGUACUGACCUGCCCAUGUGAGCCCGGGAGCACUUGCGUCAUUUGCACCCUCAUGAAGGGUUUCAAAGUGAGGAUGCAAUGCUUCAUUUUCAUUUCUACACUAACUCCUUUUAUAGACUGACCUUUUUUUCCUGAAUAUUUCAUGUGCAUCUUGAAAGGGAAUUAAUGCAGAGCAGGUACUCCUUAAAGAACACUAAUUUCAUGAUAUCUACUCAUUGUACAGCAGCAUCCCCAUUCUCACAGUGCCUAUUUAACACGAAAUUGAAGUGAAUGACGAACGUGCUGAUUUGUACUCAGUAUUCUGGGGGGAUGUGUAUCUUUCAUGUCUGAGUUGUGGUUGGCGUUUGAACCUUUUAUAAAGUCUCUUGAUAAUGCUCAUUGCUAAUAUAACUCUAGGCCCUGAGAGGAAUCCUCAUAGAUCACUGUUCCCAGGGUAUGGUCUCCAGCAUGGAACAUGAGGAUUUUAUUGCAUUAGUUAAAGGCUUUUUGACUUGGGCCAAAUUUGUGUCAAAGAAACAAAGAGAACCCCACUUCCUUUUGUACCAGUCAGCACCUCGGUCUUGAGCGUGCUGGGAAGAGUCCAAUCUCAUAACGAUAGAUAGCUGUGAUUUGACGGCAGGCAGCUGACAGCUGUGUCCCCACCUCCUGCUGUUAUCUGAAGGACGUGUUCAGAUAGCAUCUUACUCAGAGUUAGGAUGGGUUUAGGAGUCAGUCUCAGGUCACUUUACCCAAAAACAUUUGAAAGUCUGCACCCUGAUCUCUUGGUGUAUCUUUGUGAUAGAUUAUUGACAGCACAUUGUGUCUGGAGACAUUCGUGCCAUUCAAUCCCAUUGAGCUUCAGUUUUUUCCCCUUCAGUCUUUGGGUUGUCUUACCUUGUUAUGUAAUGUCUUUUUCAAUUUAGAGAACAAUGUUUGUGUAUCAUUUUGGAAUGGGAUUGUGUGUUUGCUGUUACUACGUAGGCUGCAUUUUUGCUGUUAUGGUCUUGAAGAUCCAUUUGGAACUGUUAUUCUCUAACAGGGUUGCUCUUGUCCAGUAUUUAUUUAUCUGCAGUUUACUUUUCAAGUUGAUGAAAAAAGCAUCGUUUGGAUUUUAACUUUCCUUUGUGUCCAUGGGUGAUCUCUUUAGUAGCUGAGAAGAAAAGAGAGAUACUCCUAAACAUGUGAGUCCCCGAAGAUCCUGUCCUCGCUGGGGCGCCGUGAGCAGCACUUUAGCAGGGCUUGUCUCAGCUCCAUGGCUGCAGGCCUGCUCUGCCCGCUCUGCUGUCCUCUCACGUGGAACUGGGCUCUUAUUACCCCAUGAUGUUGGUGAGCUGUUAAUAUUGUUGCCAGCAUAGCAGGUACAGGGAAGUCUUAAAGUAGUGCAACUAUGUCAUAAUUGCGAAUAUGACAUGAAUAAAGUUUAUAUAAACUGAUGAGGUCCCAGAUUUUGAACUCCUAGAAAAUCAAGAACGCUUCCAGACCACUGUAUAGUAAAGAGAAGGGAAGAGUGGAAAGACAGGCAGCCUUACGAAAUAGUCUACUUUUUUUCUCUAAAGUUGAGGAAGUUUCAUGUUAUGAUCUGGAUAAAACAGAUGUGACUAAGGUGGAUUUAACAAGAAAAGUCAUCUGUAUUCAGUAUAUUUAGGAACUCAUCACAGAACAGUGACUAGAUUAGCAGAACAGUAGCAUGGGGCAUGAUAAGUAGAUUAUUACAUGUGCUCAUCUUCAGUGCCAUUGGUCUAUAGCAUAACACACGUUUCUUUUUCCUUGUACCUCUGUGAACUAAAAUGUUCACUGUUCUCUUCAAGAGAGUAGUGGCUACAUAUGCAGUUUACAUAUUUAAUACACUGUUCCAUUCGUCCUUUCUUCUGAGUAGCUUGCUAAUUGUGCCAAAUUUCAGUGGUGGUUUUUGUGACGUGGGGUAAGGAUGCUGAUGGGAAAAGCAUACGUCUGGACAGAAGUGGCUCUCCACCUCAGAGAGCUGGUCUGCUUGGCCGUCUAAGGCUGGGUCACCUCAGAGGGCUGGUCUGCUUGGCCAUCUAAGGCUGGGUCACCUCAGAGGGCUGGUCUGCUUGGCCGUCUAAGGCUGGGUCACCUCAGAGGGCUGGUCUGCUUGGCUGUCUACAGGCUGCAUGCUUUGUUCUCUUUGUACUUUUCACUUUUCCUUCAGAUUUGAAUUAGAGUUUAUAGUUUUAGCUGACUGAUAUCAUCAUUGUAGCUUAUACUUUAAGUAGUAUAUGGCUUAAGAAUGCAAAUGGGACCAAUUUGCUAAGAAUUUGAUUUUAGGGUACAAUAUGAAUAUUAGGAAGAGGUAAACAGGUGUGUUAAUUUCUAGAUGUCUUCUGGAAACCACCUUUGUUUCUGUUUAAUCGGUCCUGUAGAAUACCUGUGUCCUUUACAGUUGUCUCAUAAUGGGCAUUUAGCUCUGUCCUGGAAGAAUGUACCUGUUACUAUUUGGUGAAAUUUUAGAGUGAGAUAUUUUAUUGGCACAUGUUUGUAGCCAUAUGUCUCAGAUUUUCUGAAGCAAACCUAAUUUCAGAUAAUUGGUUUUGUUGACUAGACCAUGUGACCCCACUUUUUGCUCCCUUGUUUUCUCCCCAGGUAAAAAUCCCUUUUUAGUUCAUAUAGAUCCUAACAUUCUUUCUAGACCAGGGCUGGAGACUGAUAUGGGUAUCACUAGUGUUUUCUGAAUGUUGUGUUUCCCAGUUUCAUCUUCCUUUGAAAAGUGUGAAUAUGGUGCCUUCCCUCCUCCCUCCCUCCAAGAAAACUGGCAAAUCGUCCCUUGUUCUCCCGCUGCUGUGGAGUGAUGAGACACGCACUUUACUUUUGAAGACUCAGCAAAAAGACUCACUUCUCAGCAUAUCCAUAAUAGACGGCAUUUUGGACUUAGGAAACUUUGCCAAGCAGUCUUUGUCAUUACACACAUUAAUGUCUCCCCACUACCACCCACACUGUGUUGUAAGUCGAACUGUGUUUGUUUAUGUUCCCCACUGCACCUACCCCAAAUCUGUGGCACAGCGUAUAAAAAUGUACCUCACUAAAGUUCUAUUAAAAAUGGGACAGGGGCCUUACGUUUUCAUAAUUUCCCAGCAAUGUGCCACCAUGUAUUUGCCUUAAGGCAAAGGUUUAACAAGCUAACAAGUACUUCCCAGUUCCUCUGUGCUGUUUUCUACCCACAAUACCCAAGUGUUUUGUGCAAUGUGCAGU
Messenger RNA from Mastomys coucha (southern multimammate mouse), 5113 nucleotides. It is a transcript of the gene Frs2, whose product is annotated as fibroblast growth factor receptor substrate 2. Gene Ontology annotation, cellular component: cell-cell junction; cytoplasm. Lineage: Eukaryota; Metazoa; Chordata; Mammalia; Rodentia; Muridae. Gene Ontology annotation, biological process: cell surface receptor protein tyrosine kinase signaling pathway. The record is from RefSeq and is a predicted model, not a curated record. The transcript has 9 exons. Bases 422 to 1948 code for a protein of 508 amino acids.